AUGUCUAGGUCGAAGUGGUCAUGGGGAAGCAAAACGGGCUCAGGUGCGCCAGGCCUUUCGUCUGAUACAUUGGACCACCUCCCGCUAGAGGUAUUCGAGCUCAUCGCCAGUACCCUCGCCAGAACUGACCCCCAAACACUUGUGAACCUUGCCCUUACCAGCAAAACCUACUGGGCCUGGUGCCAACCAGCGAUCAAAUCCGUCUUUUUCCAUGAUAUCAAGAUACGGGUGGAACACGGAGAUCUGGCCGAUCAGACAGAAAAGCUGACCACAAAGCUUCGCCAGGCUGACGCACUCCCGUAUGUUCGUCGGCUCCUCAUUACCGGCCAACCGAGCUAUUCCCAUCCCGUUUAUUCCCCGGAAUACCCGAUCUAUGAGUGGGAGAAACCGGUAAUGAAAGUUCUCCGACAGUCCGAUAGCUCAGAUUUCCGGUGGACACAGUUCGGUUGUCUCAGUGAGGAGGUACCUCCGUUGAGGGAUUGCGGAUCCAUCCACAAAGACGACUGCCACUGGGGAGCUGUGGCCAGUUUGAUCAAGGACCUACCUGCCUUAAGGGAUUUGGUGUACCGUCCAGAUGAACAAUUCCCACCCUGUCUUCUUGAUGCGCUACAUAACUACCAGCCUAGCUGUCGGCUUCAUUUACAGACGUUCAACCUCGGCAACGUCCAAGAAGAUGCAACCGAUUCUUACGAUUACAAGCUGAUAACAUCGCCAUCGCUGUACAGCAUCAUGACGACUAACUGGUCCCGGCGAAGGAACACGCCAUUGCCUAUAUCACUCGGCCACAAGAAAGCUCUCCGUCGUGUGCUGGGGUUGGCGCCCAGAUUGAAAGAUGUAUACUGGCAUUAUAAAGAUCAUUAUACUGCUCUCUCAAAUAGUUGGUCAGAUCCUUCAUGGGACAAAUUUCCGGAUGAGAAAGAUGCGGCUCGUCUUCCCCUUGCGGCACUGACAUGGCUCAGAAUCAAGUGUUCCGGUUUGCUGAGAGACACCGCGCUUUCCGGAUGGGCCGACCACACGGAUUUCUCUGUUCUGGAAAGACUAGAACUGUCAAGUGUAGCAGGGGCAGAGGUAUUGGAUAAUUGGUCUAUGAACCUCUCUUUUCCAUCGCUGCAGGCCUUUCUCAUAAAUUUGGGCGAGACGAAGACACCCGAGUUCUAUCAGGCCUCUCUGCGCUUUCUGCGCAGUCUACCACCAUUAUUGGAACUACAUCUGGAGGGAUGGCAUCCCCUAGUUUCCAUGGAUUCGCUGGUAGACCAGCAUGGAUCUCGUUUGCGCAAACUAGUUCUGUCAGGCACUAGCAAAGCACAGAACUGCUUGAACGAGAGCAGCAUUCUCCAGAUUGGAAGCCACUGUCCAUUUUUGGAGGAAUUACAGAUCACAAUCAAGCGUUCGCAGGGUGAUGCGGCCGAGGUGGCUUUAUAUCGAGCCCUAGGGACCAUACGCCGCCUCAAAUUCUUGACAUUGGCGUUGAACGCGUCGGACCCGGCACUCAUAGAGACAGAGAACAUGGAAUAUCAUGGUGGAACACCUACCGAUCCAUCCUUUGACGAGUUCGACAACCAGAUCUCCAAGAGGAAUAUUGGCACGUUCUACCGAAGCCGCAAUGGACAUGUCAGAAGAGUAUUGAUCAACAGCGCCGUCGACGAAGACCUCAUGAACGGGAUUUUUAAUACCAUCUCGUCAAGCAAGCGCUCGGAUGUACUCCUUGAGGAACUGGCCAUUGAGGUUGUAAACGAACACAAUAAUAUGAGCUUUGCAAAUUUGCUCGCACACAGGUGGCUCGUAAAACGUGACUGGCGCUAUUCUCACCGCAGCGAGCUGCUGAUCAAUGAAGUGGGAGUCAGUGAGAAUACGUGGAAGAUGCGCCGGGCUCCUUUGUAUUGUCACAGAUGGCACGGGGAGAUCGUUUGCCGCAUUUGGCCUAACAAAAACAAAGCUCGGAGACAGAAGGGUGCGAUCAAGCUUGCGGCAAAAGAUUGGCUCAAGACGAGAAUAUCAAUGAAGGGUCCGUGGUGGGAUUAUUGGCAUAGCUUUCCCCUUGCGACAGAGGAGCCUUAG
This is a messenger RNA of Penicillium riverlandense, 2058 nucleotides long. RefSeq lists its product as uncharacterized. Gene Ontology annotation, molecular function: protein binding. The transcript has a single exon. The coding region runs from base 1 to 2058 and encodes 685 amino acids. The record is from RefSeq and is a predicted model, not a curated record. NCBI's taxonomy places the organism in Eukaryota, Fungi, Ascomycota, Eurotiomycetes, Eurotiales, Aspergillaceae.